AUGGCCGAGAUUAGAGAAGAACCACUUCAGCCUCAGGAUGAGGACUUGAAUGCCCGGCUUGCUAGGAUGCUUGAGUUUCGGCUACCUCAUCUAACUUUAAAUCCCAGGAUUCAAAAAGUUCCUCGUUUUCUGUGGCGUAGAAAUCCCAAGUUUGUUGACUACUACUGUUCACCACCGCAGAUGAUAUCAUUUGGUCCCAUCCAUCAUCAUCUUGAAGUUACUAAUCUCAAGCUAGGACACCAACUCAAAACUAGUUGGGCAAAUCGCUAUCUUGAAAAAAUCAAGAUGCAAAAGGAAGCUCAAUAUGAAAAUGAAAAUAAUCCAAUAGUGUCUCUGUACGCAACUGUAGAAAGCAGUGUUGCGAGAAUGAGGAAGCUGUUCAGUCAAGACGUGAUUCGAAAUUACGAUGAUAGAAAACUGGCUGACAUGUUGCUUGUGGAUGGAUGUGCUUUGCUGUUUUUCAUGGACACUGUUGAUGAAAAAGAUCCAGAAAGCUUGAACCUGAAGCUUAACCAAUUAAUGUAUGUAUGGACAGAUAUCAUUUUGUUGGAAAACCAACUUCCAAUGGAGUUGCUGGAGCUUCUAUGCCAUGAGAGAUGGUUGUUGCCCAACUUAUUUUACAAUUUUCUAUUCAUGGGCUUAACAAGGAGAGAUCGAGAUUCAAUAUUCACAUGGUCAAAUGACUGCAAACCAGCUCAUCUUCUGGACUAUAUUCGCUUGUUUCACACGUCAUCACUCUCAUCUUCACCUGUUGAUGUAAAGCCUUCUCUACUUGAUCGCAGUGUUUGCUUCUGUACUAGGAAAAAAAAGAAAACUCUACCUCUCAGACAAAAAGAUCUUUGGCAUAGAUAUAAGAACAUAAGGGAUCUUAAAAACGUAGGAAUUCGGGUGGAAGCAAACACUUCUGAAUGGAAGUGGAGUAACAUAUCUUUUACCUCCAAAUGGUUUAGCGGACAACUGAUGCUUCCAGGGAUUGUAGUUGAUAAUGUUGCACCUUAUCUCUAUGUCAACAUGAUUGCAUAUGAGAUGCUUCCUAGUUCUAACAACAACUUCCAGUGUUGCUCCUACUUCUUUCUGAUGGAUUCCCUGAUUGAUGAUGCCGAGGAUGUGAAGGAGCUCAGAUUAGCUGGUGUCCUUCAGAACUUGCUAGGAAGUGAUGAAGAUGUGGCCAAAUUAUUCAAUGCAUUAGGGUAUCUAUUACCCGCUAAAAUGUUCAAUUGCACCACAAGAAAUGGUGCGCUGGCCUAUAACGAUAAAUAUAUUAAAAUCAAGCAACAGAUUGAUAAGCAUUACACAAAUAAAUGGAAGACUUGGCGGGCUCAAUUACACACCACUUACUUCAAUAACCCGUGGUCUAUCAUUGCCUUUCUUGCAGCUGUCUUGGCAUUGUUUCUCACUUGUGUCCAGACAUGGUACGCUGUAUUUUCCUAAAUAAAGUCAGAUAUAAACUGAUAACAAACUCGUAGAGUAAGUAAGGUUUAAUUUGCACCUACCUGUAGUAGAAAAAGUAUAAGAAAUUUUGU
Molecule: messenger RNA, 1523 nt
Organism: Arachis duranensis
Lineage: Eukaryota; Viridiplantae; Streptophyta; Magnoliopsida; Fabales; Fabaceae
Exons: 1
Coding region: 1-1431 (476 amino acids)
Source: RefSeq, a predicted model, not a curated record